Molecule: messenger RNA, 1440 nt
Organism: Penicillium concentricum
Lineage: Eukaryota; Fungi; Ascomycota; Eurotiomycetes; Eurotiales; Aspergillaceae
Exons: 4
Coding region: 1-1440 (479 amino acids)
Biological process (GO): transmembrane transport
Molecular function (GO): transmembrane transporter activity
Source: RefSeq, a predicted model, not a curated record
AUGAGAGCCUCAAACAAUCAAGAACCAUGGGGCCUGAAAUGGCGAUCAUCCACUUAUUUCAUCGUUGCGACGAUGGCAGUGGCCAUGCUCACUGACAUGUAUCUGUAUGGAUUUCUCGUUCCAAUUCUUCCGUUCGUGCUCGAGCAUCGACUGGGACUUGAUGUCGCGCUCACACAGCGCAUAAGCACAGCGCUGCUAUCGCAGACCGCGCUCGUCAUGGUCGUGGCAAGUCCCCUGAUCGGGUCUCAUGCUGAUCGCUCGGGCGCGAAACGUGGCUGGCUGCUGUUCGGACUUGCGGGCGCAUUACUGGGUUCUUUGAUAAUCGCUGUAGCGACUUCUGCAGUGUUCACUCUCUUUACCGGUCGGCUUAUCCAGUCCGUUGCAAGCACCGGUCUCUGGGUGGUCGGCUUUGCUACACUGGCGGAUAACGUUCCAGCCGACCAGCUGGGCAAGAUGUAUGGAUUCGUGACUGUUGCCAUUGGCGUAGGAACAUCGGGCGGACCACUCGUGGCUGGUGUUUUGUUCGAUAUCGGCGGGUAUUGGGUAGCUUGGUCGAGUGUUCUUUUCAUUAUUGUUUUCGAUGUGAUUCUGCGAUGUCUGAUGUUAGAGCGAUCGCGUCAUACCGAACCUGUUUGCGACCGGGAACAAAAUCCCGAGACAGAGGUACUUUUGCCACGGUCGCAUGAUGCUGAACAGGUGAGCAGUCCGGAGAAAACGGGGAUACAAUUUUAUCUAUGCAUGUGUAAGAAUGGUCGGUUUGUUGGUGGGGUGGUUAGUUAUUUCUGCUAUGCCGUUUUGACUGCCAGUUUCGACACGACGCUUCCCCUCCAUGUGCGCGAUGCUUUUCAUUGGGGGAGUCUCCCCGCGGGUUUGUUAUUCGCCGCUUUUCAGGGCCCCGCGGUGUUCUUUAGCGUUCCUGUCGGAUGGCUGAAGGAUCGGGUGGGGACGCGAUACCCGACCACGAUAGGCUUUGCUCUUCUGGUACCUUUAAUGUGGCUUAUUGGUGUUCCUGGGGAUGAACGGUUUCCAUGGGCUUGCCAAGAGAAUGUUGGAUGGAUUAUAUACAGCGCAGCUGUUACGGGGAUUGGAAUUGUGAUAUGUUUGCUCAAUGGGGUGGGGAUGAUGGAGGCGACUCAAGCGGUUGAUGAGAUUCAGGCCGAGAAUCCUGGAAUCUUUGGGCCGAAUGGAGGAUAUUCGAGAGCGAUAUCCGUCUCCAGUAUUAGCUGGACAUCGGGAAUGUUUGUUGGGCCGAUCGUUGCGGGAUACGGUACGGAACAAAUCGGAUAUUAUGGAAUGAAUUGUGUGUUAGGUAUGGCCCCCUGCCUGAUUUCUUCAAGUUCGACGCUAAUGCAGACUUUCAUGCGGCCAGCGGGGAUGUGCGGACUUUGUUCUUUCACCGCCUUCUGGAAUUUAAAAUCGUCUGUGCCUCAACGGUCUUAA